Messenger RNA from Paramecium pentaurelia, 1055 nucleotides. The record is from the annotation of a GenBank genome assembly. NCBI's taxonomy places the organism in Eukaryota, Ciliophora, Oligohymenophorea, Peniculida, Parameciidae.
AAUGAAGGCUCUAUUCUGUUUAGGAGUUGGAAUGUUGAUGACCUAAUAAGACAAUACUGUUCAUGCCUGGUUAUACAGAGAUGAUAUUGGUGCCUUUUGGGGUAUCAAGGGGUAUGAAGAGCAAGUGACAGAAGUGGGUACACAUAGAGGUCAUAUGUCAUGGCCAUAAUAUAGAUUCUUGGGCACAUUCGAUUCUGCUAGUGUUAGAAGAGGGUAUGAAAAAUAGUGAUAGUUUAGAUUUCUUGUAUUCUCUAGAAACUGUGGUAAUUGUCAUGGUAUUGUGUAUAAAAAAUAUGAUGUUUUAUUGGAUAAAGUUUACAAGCAAUUAGAAUUAGCUGCUUUAGUAAGUAAUUUUACAAUUCAUCCUGCUCAUCAUCACUUUAAACAAUUCUACUAUUAGGAAUGGGAUGAAAGAGAUAGAUAUAUCCAUGACAGUAAGAUUUUAACAUAAUGACUAGGAAUCUAUCCUCCCUACUUCUCUUAAGAUCAAGCAAAAAAUGCUAAUGGUGGAGUAUGGCCAACAGACUUUUCUAAAAUCAGACUUAGACCAGGAGGUGUCAACUAUAUUUAUAACAUUUUGACUGGAUAUCAUUAUAAGCCUUAUUAAGGUUUAGAUGUUCCAAAAGGAAAGGCUUAUAAUCCUUAUUUUGAUCAUAUGAUUAUUGGUAUGGUCAGAUAAUUACAUGAUGGUAAGAUUAGCAAUUAAUUUGUUAAGGACUUGUUGAUUAUGAGGAUGGCACUCCUGCAUCAACUCCAUAAAUGGCAUUCGAUGUCACAAAUUUCAUUUAAUUUGUUUAAAGAAGAAGUGGUUUCCAAAGACCAGACAAGACUGUUAGAUAUUACAUGUUUUUAACAGGUGUUGCACUAAUCUAUCCAUUCGCUUAUUUGAAGACCAGAGGAUUUUACAGAAAUAAUCUUUCUCUCAGGUAUCUUUUCAUCUUAAUCCUUUAGAUGGGAAAUGUAUGCAGUAAGAGAUGGUGUCUAUUACAAUCACUUCAAAAAGGGAUGGAAGAAUUCCAGAGCUAUUCAAUUUAGAGGUCAAGUCUGGGCUUGAU